AUGGCCAAAAAAGUGGAAUUAGAGGUACUAAUUCAUGAUGAAAAAGAGAGGCAAAAGGCAAUGAAGACAGUUUCUAAACUUUAUGGGAUUGAGUGUCUUGCUAUAGACAUGGAGAAGAAAAAGCUAACAGUAAAGGGAGACGCUGACCCAGUUUUAAUAGCAAAGAAAUUGAGGAAAUUCUUUCACACAGAGGUACUGACUGUGGGCCCAGCUAAAGAGCCUGCAAAGGAAAAUGAAAAGAGCCCAGCUAAAGAGCCUGAAAAGAAAAGUGGAUCUGAUGGUCUGAAAAAUGAUGAGGCCCAAAUGUACUAUCCAGCCUAUCCUUAUCCUCAAUUCAUGCAGUACCAUCAUUUCCACUACCCAGAGGAGAGCCCAAUGAAGUUAUCAAAAAGAAUCUAUAAAGUGGAACUAAAGGUUCUAAUUCAUGAUGAGAAACAGAAGCAAAAGGCAAUGAAGACAGUUUCUAGCCUUUAUGGGAUUGAGUUUCUUGCUAUAGACAUGAAGGAGAAAAAGCUAACAGUAAAGGGGGAUGUUGACCCAGUUUGUAUAGUAGCCAAAUUGAGGAGAUUUUUUCACACAGAGCUGCUGACUAUGGGCCCAGCUAAAGAGCCUGCUAAGGAAAAGGAAAAAGAAGAGAAAAGUGGAGAUGAUGGUCUGAAAAAUGAUGGGGCCAAAGAAAGUGAAAUAAUUGAUGAGCUCCUCAAGCUGCAAAAGUACUAUCCUCAAAGCGUGCAGUACCAUCAUGUUUACUGCACAGAGGAGAACCCAGUGAAGUUGUCAAAAGAAUCUAUCAAAAGAAGAAUUCGAGCUUUAGGGGCCCGGCAAAAAGUCAUGUAUGAUUUACUUCCUCACAAGGAGAACAGUCGUAUGUGCAGCAAUACUUCUGUUUUCGCCAAGACUAUCAACUUUUUCUUGUGUUUUCGCCUUGAGAUUCACAACUGA
Molecule: messenger RNA, 942 nt
Organism: Striga asiatica
Lineage: Eukaryota; Viridiplantae; Streptophyta; Magnoliopsida; Lamiales; Orobanchaceae
Source: the annotation of a GenBank genome assembly